GUUGUUGUCACGGACGCUUUACGUGCCGGAAAUAAAAAAAGACAGCUGGACACAACAUAACAUUCAUUGAUUAACCAGGAUCAUUGAGCGCUCGAUACGUUUGCAGUGAUUUUAUUCUGCCAAGGAAGCUCUUACUGAACCGAGUCAAGGUUUUUGUUUUUAUUGUGGUCGGGGACGUUCAGGGACAAUCGUGUAAUGGUAUUAGGGUUACGUACUUUCACGUUGAAGUAGGUGAUUUUCUGUCAUUUCUACAAAUGCCUUUCGCUGAUAUCAAUCUCGUUGCGCUAAAAGACUGAUGAUGCUGGCUGUGUGUCGCCAAACGCAUUCUCAUUCCAUCGGGAGACCGUAAGGGAGGUUUCGGAAGCAAUAGCUGCUUGCAGACAUCUUCCCAGGCGGUGGUGCAGACAGAGCGUGACGAUGACAGAGGGAAGAAGAAAAGGCGAAAUAAUAAAGGACAAGCUUUACUGCAUGGAGUGGCCUGAAGACUUUCCUGAAGAUCAAGCCUUUGUUGAGCUGCUUGUUCCUGCAUUCUCCAGUGAACUGGACUUCGAGCAGCUCAUGAAAGACACAGAAGAGAAACUCAAACUUAAUGCCGACAGUAUUGAACAGCAUCUCCUGGAACUUCAGGCGGAAAUUGGAGACACCUGUACAGGAGACCGUCCACCCAGCCCGACGGAGUGCCUCCAGUUGUUUAAUCUCAAAAUUCUUAACAAUCUGAGGCCUGUCAGCACAGGACAUCAGGAGCUCAUGUCCUUCUUCACUUGCUUGCAAAAUUACCUGAGGUCAAAAGAGGAAGGAAAAGAAGAGGCAACACUGCAGCUCUUACUUAACCUUUCAUACCAGUGUGGUAUCUGCUUCCCUUGCACCCCAUCUUCAUCCUCUUCUUUCUGUCAUCCUCAAAACUAUGCUGCUUCCUUCCCGUUGAUACAUUCAAUCAAAGAUGACUCUUCAUCCGAGAUCAAGGUAGCAUGGGACGAUGUCCGACUUCAGCUACGCUGUUAUCUGUUGGAGCGGCUGUCUACCGACGGCUCAGCAACUCAUGGAGUUUCUUCCCUGUCCAUCACUGAACGACUCCACUUCCUGCAGCAGUUGUGCUUCUUGUACCCUGAGUCUGAAGUGCUCACUCAUUACCAGGGACUAAGAGGCCAAGCAAUGCUGGCACUCCUGCACUCUGCCAUGUGCUCCAGUCCAGCUGGCAUAACCGGCUUUGACAGAGUGUCUAUGGCCUUCCGUUCUGGGAUUCCAGCUCUCACCCAGGCUCUCACAGAAGACCUCCAUGUCCUUCCAAGAGUAGUUGAGCCACACGCCAUUUUGGGCUUCCUAAAUGGAUCCUACCUCCGCCCUGUAGCUGGUGAAUUGUCCUCACUAAUGGAGAGAGAAAGUGAGACUGCCCUGAGAGACAACACGAUGCCCGGAAGCAAGAUAAAAAGAUACUCAUCCAAGUCUCGAGCAACAGUUGCGCCGAUGGAGGUUCCCGUGAAAAGUAGAAACUUCAGUUUGACCUUCCACCAGUUGAGGGCGUUAACCCAGCUGGCCUGCACAAUGCUGGUCUAUGAGAGCAGCGUCAAAGAGAUGGUCACUAACAUGACAUUCAUUAAUUGUACAGGGGAGGGUCCCUGUGUAAAAGGCAUCUUGAAAAAGGCUAAAGAGGAGUCAGACUUGACAGGAUCAGGGAAGAUAUUCACGACACAAACACUUGAGACAUCAGAGGUUCUGGACUUUGACUGGAGGUCGGCCUUUAGUGGGCUUGCCCCUCAUAUGGCUCACUGUGUAAAAGUGGUCCUGGAUGAUGUUUGUAGCAAGAGUCUUCAGCAGGAAGAAGCCGUCCAUUCCUCAGGGCACUACUCAAUCUUGCUAGAAAAUACAAGAGGAUACAGGAGCAUCAACAACAGAAACAUAAAUGUCACAGAAGACAACUUUGACACUUACUCAGAGCGUGACAUUCCCAACAUGGUCGCCAAGUUCUGUGUUCCAUUGGUUGAGGAGCUGGAUGGCUUGCUACCCCUGGCAGCUGCCUGCAGCGACAGUUCUCUGGUGGAGGUCCCAUCAAGCUUUGUGGAGGCGUGUAGCCAGGCAGCGUUAGCCAUGCUGGGCCGUUUAGAGCAGAGAGCCCUGGAAGUCCCAUCCUCUCUACCCCUGAGACAUCUUCCUGCUCUCUUGGCCACUUGCAUUUACUUGCUCCAACGAUUGGAGCACUACCAUACACGGCUGAAGGACUCCAUCUCGAAUUUAACCAAAGUCCACCUUAGUCUGCUGCCUGUCCAGAAGUACCAGCAAGCCAUUGAGGCCUUGAAAGACCAACUGAGCAGCUAUUGUAUAGAGGUUUGUUCCACCUGUGUUCUUCUGGAUGCGGAGAGCCACCACUGGGCUGACCCCAAACCCUUCUAUGAGGGUGAGCGCUGUUCCUUCUCGGUGCAGAUGUGGUUUUACUUUCUGUGUGGUCUCCGUAGCGACUUGUGGGCUGUUCUUCCACCACAGUUGGCCAAAGAGUUGCUGGGUCAGGUGCUGUCAGAGACAUUACAGGUGUUGGUGCAAAGAUAUGCCAGGGCCCAGCCUUCAUAUAACAGACACCUGCAGAUAAGAUGCGACAUCACAGCAGUGCUGCUGUUUGUAGAGGAGCUGAUGUGGAGUGUGUGUGAAAGUCCUGAAGACUUGAUCCGCCGCGACCCUUCUUCAGCGAUCACUAUAAUAGCGGGCGGCUCUGACUGGCCCUACCAGAUCCACAGCUUAUGCGAACAACUUCUUACAGUUCUCGUCAUUGCCACAGCACCGCUGCCUUUGUUAUAUAGGACAUUCAUGAAUAACGAUGGACAGCGGUCAACACCACAUCAGUUGGACAUGCCGGUGGUCUACUGGCUAAAUGCUUUAAAACCAGAAGUAUUCACAGAACAAGCCAUCCAAGAUGGCCUUAUGGGCCAGGAAGCCUCUGCAUGUCAGCUCAGGUUGCUGACCUCUGACCCAGGAAGCAACCCCAGGUUGCUACUGAGAAUGCUGCUUCACAGAGACUGUCACCUGCCUCGUAUGCUCCUGGAAAACUCUUAUUUAUGCCAAGAGAGCCACCUAGAAAUAUCUACACGGGAUUGUGAGGCAGGCGAUGCUUUCAUCAUUGCACUUUUCAAUAUUUGUAUCUGCCUGAAUGAAAUCCCCAAGGUCUUAACUCAGGUCCUUCAACCAUACCUGGAGAGCGUGCAUGUGUGGGAACAUCUCUACACCGUGACAGAAACAACUCAGAAAGUCCCCGUUGUGGUGGACUGUAUCAGGGUCAUCGUCACCAAGUCCACUAACACAAUUCUGACACACCUGGUUACCAUGGUGACAGACUGGCAGGCUGCAGAGGAUACUGGCAGAGCCUCAUGGGUGAGAGAUGUUCCAGAAAACGUCUUGGCUAAAGUGCCCAAAUGCUGGAACUACACACCACUGGGAGUACGAAGAAGGGAGACUGCUUCUUCUAAGACUGUCACAUGCCUCGCCAUUCGAGCCAUGUCCUUCAUUUUCACUAACCUGCCACUGGUUGUUGCGUCCUUACCCCUCCCCGUCCGCUAUCUCUUCCACGUGGCAGAGAAGCAUCUUUCUCCGCAUGCACGACAAGUGCGCUCCAUGGGACUAUUGCUGUGGUUCCUCUUUAACUGCCUGAUCCGUAGUCUCAGGGACCUUCAAACACUUGAGGAAAUCAGCGGGCUAGCCUUGAACUCUCAUGCCAAGGACCACCUGGCCCUGUUGGCUGAGUGUCUCCAGGCUUCAAUGGGGAUUCAGGAGAAGGGUAUUCCCAAACCCACAGUACACAAGGUGCUGCAGGCUCUGGAGGAAAAAAGACCAAAGUGGAUGAACACACAGCUGCAAAAGGCCCGCAAACUCUGCAUAAACAGCGUCCAAGAGCAAGGCAAGGAAACCGGAGUGGCUGGAUCUGAACUGACUGAGCAGAAAAUGGGCCUGAUGCUGCUGGAGGUCUGCCACAAAGCAGGGGGCAGCAACUACCUGAGGCACAUCCAUCACAUCAUCCAAGGCAAUGAGGAAUUGCUGAUGUCUAAAUUGAGCAGUAACACUGACUUGCCUUGUGAGCCUCCGUACUUGGUGAGCUUUGACGUGACCAAUCAUGUGCGCUCUAACAAAUUCAACCCGAUCCAGGAGUUUGACCGAAUUGGCAAAAAGAAGCUGAAUCAGGCUGAAGUGGUUGAGUGGGAAUGGAACUGGCCAAGGUUGCUGCCUGCAUAUCAGGACAUGUGUCAGCUCACCUUUAAAACACUGUUGGCCAACAGGUGGGAGAUGCAGGAUGGUGCGGAGCUGGAGGACGAUGAGAGAGUGAUGGUAGAAGAGCUCCAAAGAGCCUAUUUUGUUUGUCACUGCGGCGCGGGACUGCAGGAGUCUCAUGAAGCGGAUGAAACGUCGAUUGAGCAGACCCAAGGGGGGCCGCAACCAUCCGAUAAAACUGCUGCCCAAUAACAGUCCGAGCAGUUGGAAUUUUUAUCAUGUUGUAAAUGUUUAGUUGUAAUACGCACUUGCAGCUCUCAAGGUGUUAGAGUGUGUCCGUGUGUUGUGUGUACUGUAUAAUGCAGGUGUCUACAGUAUGGAUGUGUAUUGUUUAACAACGAAAAGUGUGUUCUUCAGUCUAACUGUGUCUCUUUCUUAUUCUCCACAUUCCAGCAGUCAUAUUUCAUCUUUUUGGAGCACUGCUCCAGACAUCAAUUCUGUGAAAUGAAGAAGGCACAUUUUUUUUUUUUUUGCCCAAUACAAGAUGGGACUGUGUGAUCAUUGGAGGUUGUUAUAUAUAUUUUUUUCGACAGCGUGUGAAAAGAUACUGGCGUCAGCAUCCUCAUUAAUAUUAUUAUUGUUAUCAUUUUGGCUUUCUGUGGGAAAGGAUGUUUGUUUUUGAUUGCAGCUUGUUCCAAAAUCUACCCCUCUCUGUCAGUAUUUUGCAACCGUAGGGGGAAAAAAAGGAUUUCCUGUGUUGUUAUAUUAUGUUUUUUUUAAUGUGACAUAUUUGUGACACAUUCAUACAUAGGUUGCAAAGAGAAAAAAAUGAAAGAUUCCGUUAUUUAGUAAAAGUGUGAUUUGAUUGAAAAGCCCAUUUUGUCAUUGUGCGAUCAAUGUUGAAAGUAAAAGCCAGCAAUAAGUUGUAGUUUGCAUCAUGUCCUUCCUUGUUACAUAUACAUACACUCUAAUAGGAUUCUAUACAGGAGUUGCAUGAUUGUAUGGAAUAAUUAUGGUUCAGUUAUUGAGCUACCCAAGUUGAGCAGAAUAUGUAUAUAUAUAUAUAUAUAUAUUUAUCCAGUUAAAUUAAUACCUCUAUGAAAGUAGCAAUCAACCAUGAUCUUUGUGAAGGAAGAUACAUAUAUAUUUUUGGGGAGGAGACCUAUUAUGUUAAAUUAUCCUGAUGUAUGUAAUGUUGUGACCUAUGACUAUUGUAUGUCAAAUUAACCAGAUUCAUUUUUUUUUUUUUUACAAUUUAGCUGGUGCGCACACUAUUUACUUCCUAUGUCAGAAAGCAUCUGUCCUCUUGCAGAGAUGGAUGCUCAGCUUUUAAUGCAAAUGAAGCAACAUUACAAAUACCAAACCACUUAAACGACACAAAAGACAAUAAAAUGUUCAGAAAGUCAGUUCUGCCGCUGUUGCAGAACACACGCUCAACAGCAACAACAGCACCAUUAAUCCUCGCAAAUGUACGCUAUUUAAGAUAACAAAAACGUUUUAGCUGGGUGAUGCAAGUGUUUGAGUAGCUAAAUCGUUCUUUUAAGAUAACUGCUUUCUCCUUUUUGCUUCCUGUUUUUCAGCCAUACUCGAAUAAACGCCUUUUGUGUUCCAUACUGUUUCAAUUGCCGACAGGUGGUGGGUUCAGCUGACACCUGUCA
Molecule: messenger RNA, 5846 nt
Organism: Syngnathoides biaculeatus (alligator pipefish)
Lineage: Eukaryota; Metazoa; Chordata; Actinopteri; Syngnathiformes; Syngnathidae
Product: KIAA0825 ortholog
Exons: 24
Coding region: 418-4440 (1340 amino acids)
Source: RefSeq, a predicted model, not a curated record